Melampsora larici-populina 98AG31 is the source of this 564-nucleotide messenger RNA. RefSeq lists its product as uncharacterized. The transcript is spliced from 2 exons. The record is from RefSeq and is a predicted model, not a curated record. NCBI's taxonomy places the organism in Eukaryota, Fungi, Basidiomycota, Pucciniomycetes, Pucciniales, Melampsoraceae. The coding region runs from base 1 to 564 and encodes 187 amino acids.
AUGAAUCCUUCACUACUCUACCAUAGUCUCUUUGAAAUACUCUUGAUUUACGUUUUACCUAUCAUUCUACUAUUCUUCAUCGUCCACUUGCUUUUCCCAAAGAAAUUUCGACUAGUAGUAAUCAUUGGUGUUAUGAUCUUAGCUUUCUUACCUUCAGAGGCGACCUUCAUAAUCUGUCUAUUUCUUCUCAUCUUUUCUAUCCUUGCAGGAUUCUUAGCUUUUUGUUUCUUCGCCAACAAAAUCAUCAACUUCGAUCUAGGCUUUGAUGACUUUCCUCCUUCUUCUAUUCCCAUUGUCAUUGCUACUCCUCCUAUUCCUGUCAUCGUUAUCACUCCUCCUACCAAACCUCAUGUUACAAACCUACCUCCUGGAUAUUACCAACAAGAUCCGGCCUUUCUUAUGGUCAUUCGUAAGUCUAUUCGAACAAAAAGAAAGAGCAAAACUAGACCUAGACCUGGACCUAGACCUAGCGCUCCAAAUGGGCGGCCAGGAUCAAGAUGGAUGGCUUUGUUUUAUGUUUUUUUGAAUACACUCUUUCAUGGAAUUCGCUGGGUCUUUUCUUGA